CCCGUCCUAAAGAAGAAUUUAUCAUUGGCGCCAGCACUUGACCCCAGGCCCUUAGCCGUUAGCUCACGAAGAUGCGAGACGCCCAGGUCUUUGUGCGGUGCGGGGCGCCGGUAGGCACCCUAGCAGUCAUGUGCUCAGCUAAGGACACCGUUCAGUCUCUCAAGGAGCAGCUAGCGGCCCGAAGCCCGGAGCUUGGCCCCUGCCGUUUCAUGCGUCUGCAAUAUGGAGGCGCGUCGCUGCCCGACGACCGCAUGCUCGGCGAUUUUUGCAGUCCCAGCGCCACGUUGCAGCUCAGCUACCGGCUUCGCGGUGGCGGUGGCGACGGUGGCUCUACUGGGGCGGAGUCGCGCUCCUGCUACCUGGAGAUGUACGCGUACAAAAAGGUUGAGAAGGUCAACCCGGAAGAGGCGCGGCUGGCCAAGUGGACCCGCUGCCACCUCUCCGGCGAGCUACUGGCUGCCCCCUGCGUCGCCGACGAGCUGGGCAACCUGUACAACAAGGACGCGCUCAUCGUGCGCCUCCUCGACAAGAGCCUGCCGCCCACGCUCUCCCACAUCACGGGGCUGCGCUCCGUCGUGGAGCUGAAGCUCACGCCCGCCGCUAACGGCAGCGGUGCCAACGGCGCCGGCGCCGCCAAGGCGCCCAAGGCCGCCUCUCAGGUCUCCUUCCAGCCCGGGAACGAGUCACAGUUCUGCUGCCCGGUCAGCGGCCAGCCCUUCAACGGGCGCUACAAGUUCGUUAUCCUGCGGCCCAGCGGGCUGGUGGUGAGCGAGAAGGCCGUCAAGGAGGUGCCGGCGGCAGUGGAGGAGCUGGCCGAGGCUGGCGGCAAGAAGCUGGCGGAGCUCGAGAGCAUCCCUGUGAACCCCACGGGCGAGCAGUUGGAGCAGCUUCGCGCCAAGCUGGCGGCGCGUGCGGCGGAGAAGGCGAAGGCGGCGGCGAGCAAGAAGGACAAGAAGCGCUCGGCGGCGGCGGCUGCAGACGAGGCGGCCGGAGCCGCUGGCGUGGCAGCCCCCACCGCAGGGCGGGGCGCAUCGCCGCCUCUGGAGGAUGGGGCGGGCGGCGCGGCGGCAGCAGCAGCUGCGGCUGCUAAGCGGCUGAAGAUCCCUCAGGGCGCCAGCAAGGAUGUGUACUCAUCCAUCUUCAGCACCAACAAGGGCGGUCAGCCGGAGAAGGAGACGUUCUGCUGCCGCGCACUGAGCGCCCGCGGCAUGAACCUGACGUAGGGUGUAUUUGUAGCGGCAGUGGGCCGUCAUGACGUAGGGCUUGGGACAGCAGCAUGAGCCUGACUGAGUGGAAAAAGUGGGAGGCAGAUGGGACGCGGGCGGCACGUACGCGGGCUGCGGCGGACGAGGAGGAAGAGCAGUGUAGGGAGAAGGAGCGGCGGCGCUGGGGCGUGAUACAUCGGGGCUAUGCAGGUGGCGCAGUUAUGUUUACGGGUUGCGACUUCUGCUGAACGUUUGGAUUGCGUGGACACUGUGACCCGGGUUUUGGCAGCAGCCGGUUGAGCACUGACGGGCCACGAAAGCAAAAGCUACCGACGUUGCAGGCUGUGUGUGCACGUGCAUAGCUUACGCCUGGCAGUCGUGGCCAUGAUUGCGUGUCGUCCAUACUAUUUCCGUGCAAUUGUAAGCUAUGUGUCUCAACUGUGCGGUACUUACCAUCAUAGCAUAGCUGGCUGGUGAGGAGGUCUGGAGGCGGCUGCCAGUCAGCAUUAUGCCGUGCAGCUGCAACGGGUCCAGGGGUUGCGCCCGGAUGACUUGGUGGUGCGGUGG
Chlamydomonas reinhardtii is the source of this 1772-nucleotide messenger RNA. RefSeq lists its product as uncharacterized. Lineage: Eukaryota; Viridiplantae; Chlorophyta; Chlorophyceae; Chlamydomonadales; Chlamydomonadaceae. The transcript has 3 exons. Bases 72 to 1223 code for a protein of 383 amino acids. Gene Ontology annotation, cellular component: nucleus. The record is from RefSeq and is a predicted model, not a curated record. Gene Ontology annotation, biological process: mitotic DNA replication termination; site-specific DNA replication termination at RTS1 barrier. Gene Ontology annotation, molecular function: protein binding.